This is a messenger RNA of Anopheles cruzii, 2104 nucleotides long. Its product is annotated as protein 5NUC. Gene Ontology annotation, cellular component: plasma membrane. Gene Ontology annotation, biological process: AMP catabolic process. The record is from RefSeq and is a predicted model, not a curated record. Gene Ontology annotation, molecular function: metal ion binding; 5'-nucleotidase activity; nucleotide binding. The coding region runs from base 205 to 2019 and encodes 604 amino acids. Lineage: Eukaryota; Metazoa; Arthropoda; Insecta; Diptera; Culicidae. The transcript has 5 exons.
AAUUUCUUGUGUUCUAUAGUGUACUGCAACGGUGGUCGUAAUACAGUGGUACAUAUAAGGGGGCUAAACUACCUAAAAAUAUGGCACAAUAACGUUGGCAUAACAAUCGGCGAAACAACGUACUUACGCGGCUUAUCACGCUGCCGGCGGGUCCCAAUAACUGGACUUGACAUAUCCUGACGGAAUUCGAAGGAGUGAAGGAAGAUGGCCUGGAGUCGAGUGCUUUGCAUGCUGCUCGUGGUCGUAGGUUCGGUUUACUGUAACCCUGCUGCACCACGAGCCACUGGCCUGGAACUGAUCAUCCUUCACAACAACGACAUGCACGCUAGGUUCGAGCAGACGGGAGCAUACAGUAACGAUUGCCAGCCAGAAGAUGUUGCCAGCAACCACUGCUACGGAGGCUUUGCCCGAGUGGCCCACAAAGUUCGAGAGUACCGCGAGAAGGAAGCGGCCGGGGGUCUACCGGUGCUGUACCUCAAUGCAGGCGACACGUACACCGGAACUCCAUGGUUUUCGGUGUACAAGGACAACAUAACGGCCGCCUUUCUGAACAAACUUAAACCAGACGCCAUCUCGCUCGGAAACCACGAGUUUGACCUGGGCGUGGAAGGAUUGGUACCGUUCCUGGACGAAGUCGACUUUCCUGUGCUGGUGACAAACUUGGACCUCUCGAAGACGCCCACGAUGCAAGCGACGAAAUCACUCAACCGAUCGGCCGUCUUCACGAAAGCGGGCGUUCGCAUCGGAGUUAUCGGCUAUCUUACACCGGAAACGAAGACACUGACCCCCGUGAACACGGUUGAGUUUGUGGACGAAAUCGAGGCGAUCAACAAAGAAGCGGCCGCACUGAAGGAGCAGGGCGUCCACGUGCUGAUCGCUUUGGGGCACAGUGGUCUCGAGCGGGACAAGCAAAUUGCGGCCCAGUGUCCGGAUGUAGAUCUGGUGAUUGGUGGUCAUUCGCACACGUUCCUGUACAGUGGGACAGCUCCCAGUGUGGAGACACCCGAAGGUCCCUAUCCGGUGAUGGUGAAGAAUGGCGCCGGCAAGGAUGUUCCGGUGGUGCAAGCGUACGCCUACACGAAGUAUCUCGGCUAUCUGCAUGUGAUGUUCGACGACGGUGGUAACCUGAUCGAAUUGGACGGUACUCCGAUCCUUCUGAACGGUACGGUGCAGCGUGACUCGGAUGUGCUCGAGCUGCUGGAGCUCUACCGACCGGGCAUCCUGGAGUUGGACGAAAAAAUUGGACACACGAACGUGUUCCUUGACUCCAGUCGCUGUCGGUUUGAGGAGUGCAACAUCGGCAACAUGCUGGCCGACUCGGUCGUGAUAACGUACGCGGUGUCGCGCGAGACAAACGCCGACGACUACUGGACGGACGCCGCGAUCGGAUUCGUGCAGGGUGGCGGUAUCCGUGCGUCCAUCAGCGCUGGGCCGAUCACGAUGAAGGACCUCAAAACGGUACUACCGUUUGGUAAUGCCAUGGUAGUGACGGAGGUCACCGGUUCCACUAUCCGGCAGAUGCUGGAGCACAGCGUUCACCGGUACGAUGGAGUGACCGGGUACGGGGAAUUCCUACAGAUGGCAGGAAUCCACGUCGAGUACGACCUUUCGCGGCCUCCGCUGGAGCGAGUUGUGAGCGUCGUGGUACGCUGUGCAAAAUGUGACGUUCCAUCCUACUCACCCCUGAAGGACGAUUCCUCAUACCGGAUCAUCAUGAGCCAGUUUCUGUACGACGGUGGCGAUGGGUACGAUAUGUUACCGGGCACCCCGAAGGAAACGCUGAUGUUCGGAGAGUACGAAAUCACCGAGGAGUAUCUCAAACGGUACUCGCCCAUCUAUCCCGCCAUCGAGUGGCGCAUUCGAAUGGACGGAGUACCGGCGCUACCUCCCACCACGACAACCGGACCCGGAGCUGGUAGCACGACCGAAGACGACAAUGGAGCUGGCCACGUUAACCGUAUGGCGAUGUCCACUCUCGUAACAAUGUUCCUGGUUUCACUUAACUACUACCUAUUGUAAGCAAACUUUAUCCUGCUUAGGCUUAAGUACUUCGUAAACUCCGCCAGCGUACCUCCAAACAAAGUUCAACGUUUACUGUACAAGA